CAGGAGGAAGUGUACAGCAUGCCGAGUGAUCCCAGAGGAGUGUGUUUAAUCAUAGACUGUGUCGGCACUGAAGGAGAUGAGCUGGAGCAAAUAUUUAAGGCCUUAAACUUUCAUGUGAUCACGCACAAGCUGCUGAGUGCGAGAGACGUGCAGUCCACUCUGAGGGAAGUGGCUCAUCAGCAGGGUCACCAUAGAGCGUCUGCUUUUGUCUGCUGCAUUAUCAGCCGAAGCCGCUCUUCAGAUCUGCUGGCCACUGACUCUCACGGUCCAGGACUGAGCCUGGACACUGUCAGGCGCCUCUUCACCUCAGACUCCUGCCCGGGCCUGGCAGGCAAGCCUAAACUCUUCUUUAUCCAGAGCUAUGAUGUGUCCGAGCCUCAGAGGUGUGCUGGGUGUAUGGGGUGUGAAGAUGAGGAGGGUGGAGAGCUGGAGACAGAUGCGCCUGUGCUCUUAUGCCGCGUGAGGACGGUCCCAGUGGACGCGGACAUCUUCUGGAGUCACUGCUGGACUAAAGGACAACAGCUGGAGGUGCCAAACCAUCAGUCUGUGUAUCUGAAAGCCUUGAGAUCCUCCUUAACGGAGGGACAGAAAAGGUAAGA
Molecule: messenger RNA, 599 nt
Organism: Sinocyclocheilus grahami
Lineage: Eukaryota; Metazoa; Chordata; Actinopteri; Cypriniformes; Cyprinidae
Product: CASP8 and FADD-like apoptosis regulator
Exons: 2
Coding region: 19-597 (192 amino acids)
Biological process (GO): proteolysis
Molecular function (GO): cysteine-type endopeptidase activity
Source: RefSeq, a predicted model, not a curated record